Messenger RNA from Ilex paraguariensis (yerba mate), 3606 nucleotides. The record is from the annotation of a GenBank genome assembly. Lineage: Eukaryota; Viridiplantae; Streptophyta; Magnoliopsida; Aquifoliales; Aquifoliaceae.
UUAAGAAGUUAUUUGAUGAGGUUGUCAUGGCUGUUGUGUCCAACAAUCAGGACUUCAUGAAGAUUCAAAAUGAACUUGCAGGCAUGUUGGGUUUGAAAUUUGAGAUUAAUGAAACCAGCCUUCACGUUAGAGCAAAUAAACUUCGGAUCAGAUUGUCAAAUGGCAAAAGGAUUCUUGUAAUAUUAGAUGACGUUUGGAAAGAACUUAAGUUGGAGGAACUCGGAAUUCCUUUUGGAGUCGGCCAGCACUGCUGUAAAGUUUUAUUGACAUCUCGAAAUGAACAUGUGUGCGUCGAGAUGGGAUCUCAAAAGAACUUCGUAGUCGGAUUACUAUCUAAUUACGAAGCGUGGAAUCUUUUUAAGGAGAAGGCAGGAAUUGAAGAUGAUAAUACCGAGUUACAACCUGUGGCAAAAGAAGUUGCGGAUGAAUGUCGAGGGUUACCUCUUGCAAUUGUGACUCUUGCCAAGGCACUGAAACAUAAAGAGAAGAAUUCAUGGAAUGUUGCGCUUCGAGAACUAAGGAGAAAUACUAAAAUUCCCGAAAAGGUGGAAACAGCAAUAAAGUUAAGUUAUGAUAUGUUGGAAAGGGAUGAAUCCAAAUCAUUGCUUCGGCUUUGCAGUUUAUUUCCAGAAGAUUAUGAUAUUCCUAGUGAAUGCUUGGUGAGAUAUGCUGUCGGGCUACGUUUGCUUGAAAAUGUUGAGACCGUGUUAGAGGCAAGAGAAACGGUGUACUCAUUAAUCGAUCAACUCAAAAGCUGUCACUUGAUACUAGUUGGUGAUGAGGAGAGUGUGAAGUUACAUGAUGUUGUACGAGAUGUAUGCAUAUCAAUUGCAUCUAAAGGUAAGGAUGCAGUUAUGGUAAGAUGUGAUGCUGGCUUGAAAAAGUGGCCCCAAGAAGAUACAUUCCGACAUUAUUCAGCCAUUUCGUUGAUGUUUGGUGAAUUUAAUGAGUUUCCAGUUGGCUUAGAUUGUCCAAACCUCAAGAUUUUACAGCUGCAAUGCAGGUACGAAAGUAGGGAACAGGAUGAAUUUUGUACCAAAUUUGAUUCAGGGAUUUUUUUGAAGGGAUGACAAAACUCAGAGUUGUUAGUUUAAGAUCCAUGUUCCUUCAACUUCCACCACCACCACUCAAAUCCAUGAUGAACCUUCGAACAUUGUGUUUAGAUUUUUGCAAGUUGGACACCACCAACGUAUCAAUGAUUGGAAGCCUAAAGAGCUUGGAAAUUCUCAGCAUUUUUAUGUCAACUCUUCGUGCAUUACCAAGCGAGAUCGGAGAGCUCGGUAAUCUAAAAUUGUUGGAUUUGAGGUGUUUUGUCAGUGAUGGACUUCCACCUGGUGUUUUGUCAAACUUGAAUAGACUCGAAGAGUUAUACAUGGGAAAAAACUUUUCGGAAAGGGCUGAACACGCGGAGUUGAAUUCAUUGCCUGAUCUGAACACGUUAGAAAUUUUCUUAAGUGCUGAAUAUAUGCCAAAAUUGAAAGACUUUCGCUUUGACAAUCUGACAAGAUUUAAAAUUUCGAUUGGGACUUAUGCUGGAACACUGGAUCAAUAUCAUUUCCAAAACGAAUUGGUCCUUCUAUCUUCUGACAUGGGCAUGCUUUUUGGGAUUGGACUUAGGACGUUAUUGGAGAGAUCUGAAAUUAUCACGUUAUUAGAUAUGAAGGGCUUGGGAAGGAAUCUUUUCGAUGAACUAGAUGAAAAGGAAUCUGUAAAUUGGAAGGAACUUUUGGUUCGUAGUUGUUAUGAGCUUGAAUAUCUUAUUCAUAGGGCUCUGCCGGGAAAAAGAUUUGGACAACUAAAAAAGUUAACUUUAUUGAGGCUACCUGCCAUGAAGAGUCUUUUCACGGGGUCCGUAGUUAAAAGCUUCGUGCAACUCCAAGAAUUAGGUAUAUACUGGUGUUCUCAGAUGGAAUAUAUUGUUGCCAAGGAAGAGGAAGAAGGCAAAAAAAGUACAGAAAGAAUUGAGUUUCCAAAACUGAAGCACUUGUGCUUGAAUGAUCUCCCAAUGCUUCGAAGCUUCUACCCCAACUCAGACAAUGUUGCCAUAGAAAGUCUGUUCCACAGACAGGUUUUGUUGCCUAGCCUUGAGAUGCUAGAGUUGCUCGGAAAAAACAAAGUACACAUAGUGGACUGCCAUAUGCAAGUUGGGUCUUUUGACCAACUACGAUACAUAUUUGUUUCAGAUUGUGGAUUGUUGAACUUGGCUGCAGCGGCUCAACUAGAACUGUUUCGAAGCGUCCAAAGCAUUCGAAUAGAGGGUGGUGAUGCACUUGAAGUCGUGUUUGACUUGGAGGGGCUAAAAGCUAAGGGUGAACAGGCAGAAGUUAUACUCGGUCAGUUAGAGUCAUUGAAGAUCCAUUAUUCAUCUAACUUAAUGCGUAUAUGGAAGAUGGUUCCCAAAGGACUUCAAGGUUUCCACAAUUUGAAAACACUUCAAAUUUCCUAUUGUGGGAGCUUGAGAUAUCUGUUGUCACCUGUUAUGGUAAACUUACUUGUGAAUCUGCGAGAUUUACGCCUUGUAAAUUGCGAGAUGAUGGAAGAAAUUAUUGAAACAGGGCAAGGUUACCCUGAAAUCAGAAUUAUGGAUGACAUAGUCACAAACCAAGAAGGAGAAGAAGUGAUUGUGUUCCCACGAUUAAGCAGACUAGUCCUUUUUAAUCUAGAAAACGUAACCGUUUUCUACUCUGGAAAGUGUGGACUUCAAUUUCCCUCAUUAGAUCAAGUGCACAUAAGCAACUGCCCGAAAUUGAAAUUUUUUUGUUCCGGACCGCUAUGCACACCGAAGCUUGAAAGAGUGAACACCAGCAAAGAUCAAUGGCUUUGUAUGCGUGAUCUUAGCACCAGGGAUAUCGAGUGUGUUUGGAUGGGUGAUCUUAACAAGACAGUACAACACAUAUGAGAAAGGUACAACUUUAUUCUUUAUAAUUUCUAAUCAAUACAACUUUCAUUCUGUUUUUGUAAUUUUGCCUUCAAGAAAUGGAGGUAAUAAUUAUGCAUACUACUGUCCGGGUUAUUUUAUAGUGUGAACUAUUUUCACUGUAAAUCUUUUCCUAAAAUCAAAACAUCCCUUUUCAUUUCUGUGUAACACAAUAGUCCUUAUCAGGGAAGCAACACAGUGAUUUCACAAGAAGAUGAAGAUGAUGAUGAAGAAGAAGAGAAGGAAGAGGCAGAAGAUGAUGUGAAGGAAAAGAAGAAGCAGCAACAGUAGAAGCAAAUGAAGAACCUGAUGAUGAAGAUUAAGAAAAAGGCAUUACUUUAAAGCGCUCUCUCUCUCUCUCUCUCUCUCUCUAUCUGUGUGUGUCUGUGUGUUGAAAACCAGUAGAUAGUUAAAUAAUAUGAUAAUGUGUGUGACCCUUUGUUUGUAUUAUGACAAGUUUUGACAGUAAAAACACCACUCAUCGCUGCAAUAGAUUGGAGGUUAAUUUGUAUUUUAGGUUGCAAGACAAAAAACAUUCUAUUGAGAGCAAUUAUUUGUAAUUUGUAAGAAGUUUCACAGACUUAGGGUACCAGAAUUGGUUAGUGAAUUUUGAAUUUCGGAUUCCAUCGGAUUGGCCUCUGCUGGUUGUGAUUGUCUGGCACCAGAAUUGGUUUCUAAUUGGGUUUUGG